GGUUCAUAUUGUUUUACUAACUCAUUUAUUUGCAGGAAAUAUCCAGAAAAAAUACAGAGAAUCGAAAAAAGUUGAAGUAUCCACACACUGUUGGCAAAACAAGUUUUGCUAUAAUCCGCGAGAAAAAAAAAAGAAGGAAAAUCCUAAUGCUUUGUCAAGUAAGGAAUUCUUCGUGGCUACUAGAAAAAGGAAACCUGGCCGAGUAUACAAGGAUGCUUAUGAAGAUACGGCAAGCAAAAUAGCUGAAAUGGAGAGAAUAGAAACCCAAGAAAGUGAAGAUGACAGUCAACCAAUUGACGCACAUGCAUCAGUUAUGGGACCUGAUCAUCCAGGUCGAGUAAGAUUAUAUGGACAUAAGGUUACCAAGACUCUUUUGAAACAGAAAGCGGGAGAUUCUGGAUCCUCUUCAAAUAUUACUGAUGAAGUGCAGGCAAAAAUGGAGCAAAUGGAAGAGAGGAUGCAACAAUGUAUGCAUGAAAAAUCCAAUGCACAGAUGGAUACCAUGCUACAAGGUAUUACAAUGAGAGUCAUUGCGCAACUUCAGCGUCUAAACCCGGACUUACGACUUGAUCCUAGCAUGCUAAGAUUUAGUGUUCGUUCAUCAGGAGAAGCUUCCUCUUCACCACAAGCUGUUAUGCAACGAAUCAAUUGUCCAUCUGCUAGUAGUAACAUCAAGAUAGCUGGCAAUUUUGUAGUUCUUUUUCAUUUAUCUGAUCUGCUUCUACUAAAGAAACACAAACCUCCCACCAAAAACUAUGAAAACCAGCUCUGCAUUUCCAGUUGCCAGCAUAUGUUGUGUAUAUGUACUGUUGCUGUGACUGUUAUUGAUGUUAUUGUGUCAACCAAGUACCAUCAAGUAUAUGUCCCAAGUUUGAUCCCUUGGUGCACACUUCAGUUGCUUCUGUUCAAUAUACUUUGCAGUUUUACUGCAGUUGGUUCCCUUAGUGUUGUUGCUUGUCAGAAAAUUGGAAUUGAAACAAUUAUUAAAUAUUUGGCUUUGUCCGCAACAUAA
Lycium ferocissimum is the source of this 1012-nucleotide messenger RNA. RefSeq lists its product as uncharacterized. The transcript has 6 exons. The record is from RefSeq and is a predicted model, not a curated record. Lineage: Eukaryota; Viridiplantae; Streptophyta; Magnoliopsida; Solanales; Solanaceae. Bases 248 to 1012 code for a protein of 254 amino acids.